Molecule: messenger RNA, 2934 nt
Organism: Rosa rugosa (rugosa rose)
Lineage: Eukaryota; Viridiplantae; Streptophyta; Magnoliopsida; Rosales; Rosaceae
Product: PKS-NRPS hybrid synthetase cheA-like
Exons: 7
Coding region: 1-2934 (977 amino acids)
Biological process (GO): regulation of DNA-templated transcription
Source: RefSeq, a predicted model, not a curated record
AUGGACGGCCUUGAUCCAGUCCUUGUUGGUGUACAUGUCCUUCCUCUUCGGCCCCAUCGUACUCGUCGAGACGGCGCCGUUGGCAGCCACGGCGGCGGAAGCUCCGGUGCUGUUGAUCAUGAAAUUGAGAUUCUCAGGAAGAUUGAGAUGUAUGUGAAAUUUGAUUUUAUUGUGGAAUUAUUUGAUCAACAACAUGGUGAUACCUUUAUUCCAGAUAGCAGGGUUGAAGUGGAUGAUGUAUUAGAUCAUACCAAUCAAUUUACAACUGAUAAGAUAUUCAAAAGUAAAGCUGAGUUGAUUGAAUGGACUCGUUCAGAAGGAACGAGAAACAAUUUUGUGAUUGUUAUCCGAAGGUCUGAUUCUGGAAAAAUUGGCAAUAAGAAGAAGAGACCUAAAAUAAGAUUUUGUUGUGAGAGGAAUGGUCAGUAUAAAGCAUAUAAGUCUUUGAAGUCUGAUAUAAAUACACAAGAAUCUGAUGAAGAUAGUCGAAAAGAAAAGCGUCCGAGGCUUACUGGUACAAAGAAAUGUGGAUGUCCAUUUUCAUUAAGAGGCAUCAAUAUUGAAAAUGGAGACGAAUGGAAGUUAGAGGUGGUUUGUGGAGUGCAUAAUCAUGCUGCUUCAGAAUACCUUCAUGGGCACUCAUUCGCAGGUCGAUUGUCAGAAAAAGAAAAUUCAUUGUUGAUGGAUAUGUCCACAAGUUUAAUGAGGCCUAAAGAGAUUUUGACAGCCAUCAAGAGAAGAAAUCCGAAGAAUGUGACAGCAAUGAAGACAAUAUAUAAUGCCAGACAACGGCAUAGGACAAAAAUUAGGGCUGGGAGAACACAAAUGCAGCAACUGCUAAGUAACUUGUUUGAGCACAAGUAUAUUGAGCAUCAUAGAAGUGAUGGUGAUAAAGUAAUGGAUUUGUUUUGGUGUCACCCUUACAACAUUGAGAUUUUACGUACAUUUCCACAUGUACUUAUCAUGGACUGCACUUACAAAACAAAUAGAUAUCGCUUUCCACUUCUGGAGAUUGUUGGGAUCACGUCCACUAACAAGACCUUCAACGUUGCAUUUGCUUACAUAUCAAAAGAGAAAGAAGACAACUAUACAUGGGCCUUAACUAGAUUGAAGACUCUUUUAGAUGACAAAUGUGCUCCAAGUAUGAUGGUUACAGAUCGAGAAUUGGCACUGAUGAAUUCUAUAAGUAAUGUAUUCCCGAAUACACGACACGUAUUAUGUUGUUGGCACAUCAACAAGCAAGUGUUAACUCAUUGCAAGAAAUUAUUCGCAACAAAAGAAGGAUGGGAUACAUUUAAUAAUGAUUGGCAGUCCGUGGUGAAUUCAAAUUCUGAAGAUGAGUACUCGAACAAUUUAAAAUUACUUGAAUCAAAAUUUAGCACAUUUUCUGGGGCCAUCAAUUAUUUGAAAACCACUUGGUUAAACAGCUAUAAAGACAGAUUUGUGGCUGCAUGGAUAGAUACUUGUAUGCAUCUUGGUACCACUACAUCAAACAGGGUGGAAAGUGCACAUUCAAAACUUAAGCGACAACUUGCUUCUAGCCAACUUGACUUCAGCACAUCAUGGGAUUAUAUUCACUCUUUGAUGGAGUUGCAUCACACUGAAAUUAAGGCAUCCUUUGAAAAAAGCCGAUGUUUCGUCCAACAUCAAUUUAAGCAUGCAUACUUGAAAGAAUUGAUCGGUAAUGUAUCUAUUACUGCUCUAAACAAAAUUGUACGUGAAUCACAUAGGGUUGAUGCAGUUGGAGUUAAUGUUGUAUCAUGUGGUUGUGCCAUUCGCCGCACGCACCAAUUACCAUGUGCACAUGAGAUUGCCGAAUAUCGAAAUUCCCAUCAGCCUAUCCCAAUUGAUGCUAUCCAUUCUCAUUGGAGACGGUUAAGUGUAGGUAAUUUUGUGGAGGAAAUUGAUCCCCAAGAAAAAGUUAUGGUAAGACCACGUUUGACACAAUUACAAAAAUGGCUGGAAGAACAAGAUGAUGAAACCAAGAGACAAGUUUCGCUGAAGAUUGACGAGCUUAUAAAUCCAAGUUGCACAAUGCUUCAAGAAUCAAAUGAGAAGAUUAAAACCAAAGGGCGUCCUUCUAAGAUUGACAGUAGCACUCGUCGUCUACCAUCUGCUUUUGAGAUUGCCGAGGCUUUUUCCGUACAUGGUAGUCAGUCACAAGUACCACUUGAAAAGGUUGUUCAUGCAUCUCCUAGUAUUGUGUUGCCUUCUACGAAAUCAAAUAAGCAUCCAGAGAAAAAUCAGCCUAUCUGCGUGACUCAAAGCACUUCACCAUUUGAGCUAACACAAAAAUAUACGGUGCAAUUCGUUUUCGGUAUGAGGCCUUACAUUCUAGGUUCAUUUGAUGUUGAGUUUGAUGGUAAUUGUGGUUAUAGAGUUGUAGCAUCAGCUAUGGGAUUUGGUAGGAGUUUUUGGCGAAGAGUUCGAAUAGACCUAAUGAAUGAGCUAAAAAGUAUGCCCCACUUGUACAUGAAACUAUAUGGUAGCGAAAGUAGUGUAGAGAAUAUCAAACAGAGACUAAACCAUUCUGGAUCUACUGCACCACGUAGAAAAUGGAUGUGUAUAACAGAGAUGGGGCAUUUGAUCGCUACUUGCUAUGGAGUUGUUGUGAUAAACUUAUUUGAUAAACAGUGCCUUACCUUUCUUCCUUUGACUGAACACAUUACUGGACGAUUUCAGAACCAAGAAUUGCCUGAAAUUGGAAUUGGUUUUGUUAACGGAGACCACUUUGUGCAGGUGUCUUUGCAAGCGGGAUGCCCAUUACCACCAAUCCCACCAAAUUGGUACCCCCAUGCUAAUGAUAAAGCAAGAUCAUUAUACAAUAGAUACAAGGAUCGUCUGCAUCAAUAUACCCAAAUACCCCAUCCAGAAAGAGUUACUGCUAUUUCCGAAAUUAUAACUCUUGAGACUGAUGAGACUAUGUUUGAAUGA